Spodoptera exigua (beet armyworm) is the source of this 2163-nucleotide messenger RNA. NCBI's taxonomy places the organism in Eukaryota, Metazoa, Arthropoda, Insecta, Lepidoptera, Noctuidae. The record is from the annotation of a GenBank genome assembly.
AUGUCCCCGCCUCUCGGGAAGAACGUCAAAAGCAUAACGGUCGCACACACGGAGCGAAAGGAAGACAAGAAACCGCGCGAAGCCAUCGCCCAACAAUUGCCACAGCACAGUGCCCGCCCGACAGAGAGCCCAACUGCAAGAGCAAAUAGAUUAUUCCAGGCCGCAAAGGCCCAGCUGGAGUCGUCGGGGAACUUGAAGUCGACCAUCAAGGAGGGCGUUCUGGACAGUCUGUCAGGACUGUACGGGACAGUCCUCCAGGUGGACGAGCGCCUUCGUUCCCUGGAGCUCCAGCUGGAGCAGUUGCGGUCCGAAAAAGAAAAAGAGCUCAGAAAAUCAGUGGAAGAAAAGGAUAGAGUAAUAGAGGAGCUGGCUCGGGGCAUGCAUAAGGACAUUGGGGUAAAAAUCGGGGAGCUCGUCACCAACACUGAAACAAUCAAGAAAAUGAUAAAUCACGACAUUAUGAACCGGUUUGACGAGUAUCCCCCGGGUAGGGCGCUGUGCGGGAACAUUAAAAAACUAGAGGGCCUAAUGGAAGAAAUGAAGGAAGUAAGGAAGACGAGUGAACGGACUAGUAAAAAAGUGGAGGAAAGUGCAAAAGUGACGGAAAACAUGGGAAGGAUGACAGAAGAUGUAUGCAAGGUGAUAAAAGAGACAGGUAUGAAAGUCGAGGCGGUCGGGGUGCAGGUUGGGGAGGUCGGGGAGGGGGUGAGGAAAAAUGGAGAAACCGUAAGGGAGACCGGGAAAGCCAUGGAGGCCCUCAAGGCCCCGGUGGCUACGUACGCCGAGACAUUGAGGGCCCCAAAACCCAAGACCCAGCCCCUCCCUUGCCGCCCGGGCCACGCCCUGAUCGUAUCCUCAUGUACGGAGACGGAUACGAGUGAGAACGUGAUAGGUAAAGUCAGGGAGGCCCUCGACGCGCGUAGGUCGGGGAUGCAGAUCGAAAGGGUAAGGAAAGUUAGAGAUGGUAAGAUAGUGAUCUGCUGCGGUAAUAAGGAAGACUUAAAGAAAACCGAGGACCAGCUGAAGAACACCGACGGCCUCAAGUUCGAGCCUGCGGCGAGCCGGGACCCGAGAGUGGUGAUAAGGAACGUGUUCAGCUACAACUCUGAAAAGGACAUUGUGGAGUCCCUCAAGGUCCAAAAUAAGAGAUUGUGGCUGGACAUGGAUCCGAGCCACUUUAGGGUCAAAGAGGCUUACCGCAAGAAAGCGCGAAAUCCGCAUCAGGCCCAUGUAAUCCUACAGGUCUCCCCUCAGGUAUGGCGCAGGCUGACUGAGGCGGAGAGGAUAUACAUUGACAUCCAGGGCCUGACCGCCGAGGACCAGUCGCCACUGGUGCAGUGUACUCGCUGUCUGGGGUACGGCCACGGUCGCAAGUUCUGUAGGGAGAAGGUGGACCUCUGCGGCCAUUGCGGGGGGGAGCACGACCGUGCGGAGUGUCCUUCCCGCGCGCGUCGCUCGCGUGCACGUCGGGCCAUCUCCGACACUUCGUCGGCCGCGACGGCUUUGCGCUGCUCCCUCCUGGUGGCAUUGAGCUCCGCCUUGGAGCUCCCAAGCGAGGCACAGCUCUCGCCACCAGGGUCCUCUGUGGUGACCCCCAUGUCACUUUCUGCUUCGCUGGCCGCCGGGGUAUUGGAGCGCAAAAACCUCCCUUGCGCAUCCCUCCGCGGCCGCGAAGCAGUCACCCCCUUUGAAGCCUGCCGACCUCUCCUCGCGGUCGGCAGCUUCGGAGCCAGCAGGCAUUCCUCAUCUGAGGACAGACCCACUGACCCAUCUCCCACCAGAGCAGGGUCGUGUGGACGCUUCCUAACGGACGACGAUCCACGCGACCCUCGAACAUCCACGAGAUUUACUCUCACGUCCAAUAAGUGGCUACCAGUAGCAUUAUCAGCAACAGGGGCCUGGUCGCCUACCCCUGCGCGUCCAUCGGUAGCUAAUUUACCACUCGCAGGCCCGGGUACCUGCGAGCGCCGGGCGUCAGCCGGGUCGCAUGACAAAACACACUCGUUAUUGUCCGACAUUUCAUUAAAGGAAUUGGGGGGGUACGCACAUCGCUUCCCCAAGGCGAUGCGGCCGCUCUUUUUGGGAGGGUAUUUGGUCCUCCCGAGGCCCGCGGACGCCUCCGGUGCAGGAUAUACCGCCCGCUGUUCGGUAUUUACAGACUAA